GCGGGCGGCAUGGAGGAGGCGCACCUGCUCCCGGCCGCCGACGUGCUGCGCCGCUUCUCGGUGACGGCCGAGCGCGGCCUGAGCGCGGAGCAGGUGACAGGCGCGCGGGAGCGCUACGGCCCUAACGAACUCCCGACCGAGGAAGGGAAGUCCCUGUGGGAGCUCGUGCUGGAACAGUUCGAGGACCUCCUGGUUCGAAUCCUGCUGCUGGCCGCCCUGGUCUCUUUCGUCCUGGCCUGGUUUGAGGAGGGCGAGGAGACCACGACAGCCUUCGUGGAGCCCCUGGUCAUCAUGCUGAUCCUUGUGGCCAAUGCGAUCGUGGGCGUGUGGCAGGAACGCAACGCAGAGAGUGCCAUCGAGGCCCUCAAGGAGUAUGAGCCUGAGAUGGGCAAGGUGAUCCGCGCGGACCGAAAGGGUGUGCAACGCAUCCGUGCCCGGGACAUCGUCCCUGGAGACAUCGUGGAAGUGGCAGUGGGAGACAAAGUGCCCGCUGACCUCCGUCUCAUUGCCAUCAAGUCAACCACGCUGAGAGUGGACCAGUCCAUCCUGACCGGUGAAUCUGUGUCUGUGACCAAGCACACAGAUGCCAUCCCAGACCCCAGAGCUGUCAACCAGGACAAGAAGAACAUGCUGUUUUCUGGCACCAACAUUGCAUCGGGCAAGGCGGUGGGUGUGGCAGUGGCCACAGGCCUGCACACCGAGCUGGGUAAGAUCCGCAGUCAGAUGGCUGCCGUGGAGCCAGAGCGGACGCCCUUGCAGCAGAAGCUGGACGAGUUUGGGCAGCAGCUGUCUCGCGCCAUCUCCGUAAUCUGCAUGGCCGUGUGGGUCAUUAACAUCGGUCACUUUGCCGAUCCCGCCCAUGGCGGCUCCUGGCUUCGAGGUGCCGUCUACUACUUCAAGAUCGCUGUGGCCCUGGCUGUGGCUGCCAUCCCCGAGGGCCUCCCGGCUGUCAUCACUACUUGCCUAGCACUGGGCACACGGCGCAUGGCCCGCAAGAAUGCCAUUGUGCGGAGUCUGCCCUCUGUGGAGACCCUGGGCUGCACCUCGGUCAUCUGCUCGGACAAGACGGGCACGCUCACCACCAAUCAGAUGUCGGUCUGCCGGAUGUUCGUGGUAGCUGAGGCCGGAGCGGGUACCUGCCAUUUGCACGAGUUCACCAUCUCGGGCACCACGUAUGCCCCUGAGGGCGAAGUGCGUCAGGGAGAGCGGCGAGUGCGCUGCGGGCAGUUUGAUGGGCUGGUGGAGCUGGCGACCAUCUGUGCCCUGUGCAAUGAUUCAGCACUGGACUACAACGAGACCAAGGGUGUGUAUGAGAAGGUGGGAGAGGCCACGGAGACGGCCCUGACUUGCCUGGUGGAGAAGAUGAAUGUUUUUGACACGGACCUGCAGGCUCUCUCCCGGGUGGAGCGAGCUGGCGCCUGCAACACGGUCAUCAAGCAGCUGAUGCAGAAGGAAUUCACCCUGGAGUUCUCCCGAGACCGGAAGUCCAUGUCAGUGUACUGCACGCCCACCCGCCCUGGCCUGGCAUCCCAGGGCAGCAAAAUGUUUGUGAAGGGGGCUCCUGAGAGUGUGAUUGAGCGCUGCAGCUCAGUCCGUGUGGGGAGCCGCACGGUACCCCUGGACACCACCUCCAGGGAGCAGAUCCUGGCCAAGGUCAAGGAUUGGGGCUCAGGUUUGGACACGCUGCGCUGCUUGGCACUGGCCACCCGAGACAAGCCCCCGAGGAAGGAGGACAUGCAACUGGAUGACUGCAGCAAGUUUGUGCAGUACGAGACGGACCUGACCUUCGUGGGCUGCGUGGGCAUGCUGGACCCUCCGAGGCCCGAGGUGGCUGCCUGCAUCGCACGCUGCCACCAGGCAGGCAUCCGUGUGGUCAUGAUCACAGGGGACAACAAAGGCACGGCCGUGGCCAUCUGCCGCCGGCUUGGCAUCUUCGAGGACACGGAGGACGUGGCGGGCAAGGCCUACACAGGCCGCGAAUUCGAUGACCUCAGCCCCGAGCAGCAGCGCCAUGCCUGCCGCACGGCCCGCUGCUUCGCCCGGGUGGAGCCCGCCCACAAGUCCCGCAUUGUGGAAAACCUGCAGUCCUUUAAUGAGAUCACCGCCAUGACAGGAGAUGGGGUGAACGAUGCCCCAGCCCUGAAGAAAGCGGAGAUUGGCAUUGCCAUGGGCUCUGGCACAGCCGUGGCCAAGUCAGCAGCGGAGAUGGUACUCUCAGACGACAACUUUGCCUCCAUCGUGGCUGCGGUAGAGGAGGGCCGGGCCAUCUACAGCAACAUGAAGCAAUUCAUCCGCUACCUCAUCUCCUCCAACGUCGGCGAGGUUGUCUGCAUCUUCCUCACAGCAAUUCUGGGCCUGCCGGAAGCCCUGAUCCCUGUGCAGCUGCUCUGGGUGAACCUGGUGACAGAUGGCCUGCCUGCCACAGCCCUGGGCUUCAACCCACCAGACCUGGACAUUAUGGAGAAGCGACCCCGAAACCCUCGAGAGGCCCUCAUCAGUGGCUGGCUCUUCUUCCGAUAUCUGGCUAUUGGAGUGUACGUCGGCCUGGCCACAGUGGCUGCUGCCACCUGGUGGUUCCUAUAUGAUGCCGAGGGACCGCAGGUCACCUUCUACCAGCUGAGGAACUUCCUGAAGUGCUCCGAGGACAACCCGCUCUUUGCUGGCAUUGACUGCGAGGUCUUUGAAUCACGCUUCCCCACGACCAUGGCCUUGUCUGUGCUGGUGACCAUUGAGAUGUGCAAUGCCCUGAACAGCGUGUCGGAGAACCAGUCACUGCUGCGGAUGCCGCCCUGGCUGAACCCCUGGUUGCUGGCGGCCGUGGCCAUGUCUAUGGCCCUGCACUUCCUCAUUCUGCUUGUGCCGCCCCUGCCUCUCAUCUUCCAAGUGACCCCACUGAAUGGGCGCCAGUGGGUGGCGGUGCUCCAGAUAUCUCUGCCUGUCAUCCUGCUUGACGAGGCUCUCAAGUACCUGUCCCGGAAGCACGUGGAUGAAGACAAGGGCCAGAAGUGAGUGCGGGGAGCAGAGUGGAGUCUCCAGCACGUACCUCGGAGUGACGGUGCCCAAGCAUUCAUUCGCCCCCACCCCCCACCCGCCUGCACACUUGCCUGCUUGCUC
Messenger RNA from Budorcas taxicolor (takin), 3114 nucleotides. RefSeq names its product ATPase sarcoplasmic/endoplasmic reticulum Ca2+ transporting 3 (gene ATP2A3). Gene Ontology annotation, biological process: calcium ion transmembrane transport; intracellular calcium ion homeostasis. The record is from RefSeq and is a predicted model, not a curated record. Lineage: Eukaryota; Metazoa; Chordata; Mammalia; Artiodactyla; Bovidae. Gene Ontology annotation, molecular function: ATP hydrolysis activity; ATP binding; P-type calcium transporter activity. The coding region runs from base 10 to 3009 and encodes 999 amino acids. Gene Ontology annotation, cellular component: membrane. The transcript is spliced from 21 exons.